This is a messenger RNA of Lampris incognitus (smalleye Pacific opah), 1447 nucleotides long. RefSeq names its product FKBP prolyl isomerase 3 (gene fkbp3). Lineage: Eukaryota; Metazoa; Chordata; Actinopteri; Lampriformes; Lampridae. The record is from RefSeq and is a predicted model, not a curated record. Gene Ontology annotation, molecular function: peptidyl-prolyl cis-trans isomerase activity. Bases 39 to 704 code for a protein of 221 amino acids. The transcript has 7 exons.
UCCCAGUGAGGUCAAACUUCAUCAGUUUGCCUUUCAAAAUGGCGGCUGAGCCAACACGAGAAUGGUCCGAUGAGCACCUCAAUAGUGAUGAUCUGCCCAAAAAAGACAUUAUAAAAUUCAUUCAAGACAAUGCAGCUCACUCGUUUCUCGCCGAGCACAAACUGAUGGGAAACAUAAAAAAUGUCGCCAAAACAGCCAAAAAAGAACAACUUAUAAUCGCUUACAGUCAGCUGUUCGAGAGCAAAAGGUUUAAAGGCACAGAACCCGUUGAAGAAGUGACUGAGCAGGUUAAAACUGUGAAGAUUGAAGACAAGGCCAAAGAAAUUAAAACAGAAGUUGUGGAUGAGGGUCCGCCCAAGUUUACCAAGUCGGUCCUGAAGAAAGGAGACAAGACUAACUUUCCAAAGAAAGGUGACACUGUGAGCUGCUGGUACACUGGAACCUUGGAAGAUGGAACAGUCUUUGACACCAAUAUUCCCUCAACUGCCAGAAAGAAGAAGCAAACGAAACCAUUGAGCUUCAAGGUUGGCUUGGGCAAAGUCAUUAGAGGAUGGGAUGAGGCCCUGCUAACGAUGAGCAAGGGUGAAACGGCCAGAGUGGAGAUUGAGCCAGAAUGGGCCUAUGGAAAGAAGGGUCUUCCUGACUCAAAAAUCCCACCUAAUGCAAAGCUAAUUUUUGAAGUUGAGCUGGUGGCUUUGGACUAACGGAUGAACCUUGGCCAGCAUGCACUAAAUCUAAAGGAUGUAAAAAAAGAAAAAGCAUGUCACUAAAUGGCCAUGCUUUACAAAUUCUAAGUUACAAUAACAUUUGGAUUAUAUUGUGCCUGGUUUGUCUUGACCUUGUCUCAUUUAUCAUUAUGUCACAUAUGACAACUUGGUUUAAUAUGAAACGGUGAUCAGUUGUUAUAGCAUUUUGAAUUUAAGGUGCUAUAGUUGUCCUUUCUAGCAUGGCCAAAAUGUGAUGACUUGUCAAUAUUGUACAUAUUGAGCACCCUGAUAGGAUUAAUUUGUUUCCUUCUGUUCUUUUGCAUGUGGAUUGUAAAGGAUAAAUAAACCAGUUUUUGACACUGAAGUUAAAUGUUAGUGUGAAUAAAAACAGCAUGUUACAGGUGAUAUAAUUCAUAAAAAAAGCCAUCACUGUCAUUGAAACUCCUAUAUACAAUGAGUAGUUUGAGAUACUCAUGUUUCAAUGCUAUUUUCAAGGUUUACCACAUUAUCAUUUAUAACAAGCGAUUUCAGAACUGUUCCGUAAUGCUUAGAAUAUUGCUUGCAUGAAGGGAACUAUACUAGUCUGUCAGGUUCAUGGUCACCAGUUACUUGGGCAUACUCAGUAAGUUCACCUAUCUUGUUCACUUGAAUUGUCAUUUCAAUAUCUCUCUGACAUCAGAUUUGUCUGUUACAGGAUAUAGCUCACCAUUAUUUACAUAAAGUUUCCUGCCCUUACAAAA